CAUUGCUUGUCUGCUGGGUGAUUUUGGGGAAACUCACUGCUGACAAGCCCUUUGAGCUGCCUGGAGGAAGUGCUCCCUGUGGGAAGGUCUUAUUCAGAGGUGCACCCCAAGCCCCCCAACGUAGCUCGCCGCCUGCGUGCUGGGGAGGGCAGAGGAGAAAAAGGAGGAGCCAGGUGAUGUGUAUGCUGGGCCAGGCCCCUCCUUCUACAGUAGAGAGAUAUAUGAACUCUGGAAGAAAGUCUCUUUCAAGAUCUGCCCCUGGACAGGUGAGCGCAUUCCCAGCCGUCGCUGCCACUUCCUCCUCCCAGCCAUGGUUCUUGGGGGCUCCUGGCUGUUCUUGGUUUUGUCGGCCCUGGGAACCGUGAUUUUCCACCCGGCCCUGGAACCGUGAUUUUCCUGGGGCACCGGGACACCCCCGUCUACCUGCGAGGAUAUGCAGCCGGUGCAUAACAAUACCCUGCCCCAGUCCACUCCGUCCCCCUUCCGGAUCGAGGUCCAGGAGACCUCCUACACGCCAUGGAAGUCCAUCCAUGUUAGGAUCGUGGGUCCUGGGUACAAGGGACUGCUGUUGAUGGCACAAGCAGAAGACUCCUCUGCCGCCGUGGGCACCUGGCAGCACCCGCCCGCAGGCACCAAGUUCCUAGAGUGGUCUGAAAAUUCCCAAGGCGCAAUAACUCAUUCCAACACGGAGAUCAAAACCUCCGCCACCACCUUUUCCUGGUUAUACACUGGAUCCGAGUGCCCGGCCAAUGUGACAUUUGUCGCAACUGUGGCUCAGGAAUGUUCCGUCUACUGGCUCAGGAUAAAAUCCAGAUACCUUCCAAAAGAUCCUGAUGCCACUUGUGGUGCCAAGAGGUUCAGCUGGAGGGUCACUGUCUUCACAGUUCUACCUGUACAUUGGAUAAUUUCAUUUGCCUACUUUCAGUGACAUUUAGUUAUCACCCUGAGUUAUGUGAAUGAAGUGGUACCGACUGCUGCUUUACUCCAGAAGAUUUAACGUGUAAGAACCCAAUGGGCAAGUCCCAUGCAGCGCGCGUCGUCACUUGGCCAGAACGGUGGUGAAUAAUGAUUUUCCCAGUGAUUCUUUGGGACGUGCUAAAUUCUCAGGAAUGCCAGAUCCUCAGUGCUGAAGAGUUCCAGGAUUCAGCUCCCACAAGCAUUUGAGGGCACAAACGGGCAACGUCUCACGUCUCAACAUCAAGCAGUAAGUCAGUGACAUAGGAAAAGCCUGCAAAUGCCCAACCUCUCGCCAGGAUCUAGCCCAUCCCGCCAGAGCGAUCACAGCUUCACUUCAUUUCGCUUAGUACCGCUUACAGUGUCACACUGCAGCCACGAGUGCAACUGUAAGUGAUGAAAGUCUUGCAGACUUUGUCCGUGAACGUAGCCGGGCUUCCUUUCAGGAGAGCAUCGUUGGGACACCGAUGGUUAAGAGGGGAAAGGAACGCCAACAGCCGUGUGCGUCGGCUGCUUUUGCGUAGCGGUGAGGGUUUGCGAUGAGGCACCCACUCUUGUACCCGGAGACCCCCUGCUUGAUGGCUGUUAGGGAUGUAGGGUCCAACUGCCCUCCAAACAAAGCAGCCUGUCAGGCCUCCCUUCCCAUCCCUGACUCAUCAUCAUCAUCAUCAAUCGUAUUU
Messenger RNA from Tachyglossus aculeatus (Australian echidna), 1634 nucleotides. RefSeq names its product ferric-chelate reductase 1-like. The record is from RefSeq and is a predicted model, not a curated record. Gene Ontology annotation, molecular function: oxidoreductase activity, acting on metal ions. Lineage: Eukaryota; Metazoa; Chordata; Mammalia; Monotremata; Tachyglossidae.